AUGGCCAGCGAACAAGUAAGACCCUCUCAAUACAAGCAGUCUUCUCGCAAGGGCAAAAAGGCGUGGAGAAAAAACAUUGACAUUUCCGACAUUGAAAAGUCUAUUCAGCUACGAAACGAUGAGGAAAUCACGCAUGGAUCUAAGGACUUGUCAACUCUGGCAAACAGAGACCUGUUUCAGGUUGAUACGGAAGGUGAUGAAGAACUGAAGCGUAAACUGAUCAAACGCAAACAGAUCAAGAAAAAUCUGAAAUCAACAGAAAUCCUAGAGUCGAUUCAGACGAGAUCAAAAGUCCCAGCGCUUUCACACCCAAAGACUGGCUCCAAACAGGCACAAAAAAAUGACAAAAUUCAAGGUGUGUCCAAAAAAGAGUUGAAACGGUUGAUGGCUUUGGCUGGAAGAAUCGACGGUGAGAGUAAGCUUAAAAAUGCAGUCGACAGGAGGGGUGUUGUGAGAGCAGGCGGUGACAACGAUUUAUGGGGUGCCGAGGAAGAAAUAAAGCUGCCAUCUGGUGUCAAGCUGUCUUUAAAACAAGGCCAAAAGAUUCCUGAAGAGUUGAAAACGAUGUCUACCACGGGUUGGUCUAAGCCGACAGUGGCUCCGGAUACAAUAACCAGAGCUCCUGUUCUAGUCAAGUCUUUCGAACAGACCCCACACGCAGGUAAAUCCUACAACCCUAGUAAUUCGAGCUGGUCUCAACUGAUAGAAACCGAGUACGAGGGAGAAAGGGCCAAAGAGGAAAUUAGGCUACAAUUGGAAGCCUAUAAAGCCAGGAUCAGUCAUCUUAUCGAAACUUUGGACAACGACGAAGAGGAAGAAGAUUCCGAUGAUGCUGAAAAGUCUGAUGAGGGAGAAGACGUCGAGAAGGAUGCUCAAGAUGACAGCGGGCUGAAACUUUCGCUGAACAAGCCUGUAGUCAACAAAAAGAAGACCAAGUACCAGAGAAACAAAGAACUCAGACACAAGCAGAAAAUGGAGGCACAGGCUGAACUAAAGCAACUCAAGGUACAGUUGCGUGAGCUGGAACGUUUUGAGGAACUACAAAAAGCCGUUGAGGAAGCCGAUGCGGUUCGCGGUGAAAAGACUGCGAACAGAGUAGGGAAGCCUUCGAAAGCAAACAAAAAGAACAAACUCGGUACGAAACAUUCCGUAUUGGAUAACAACCUCGAGGUCAAGUUUUCCGAUGAGCUCUCUGAUUCUUUGCGGAAGCUAAGGCCCGAGGGAAACUUACUUUACGACACGCUUCGGAAAUUGCAAGGGUCCGGUAAAAUUGAAACCCGUAUACCUGUCAAAAAGGGAAGGAGGUACUCACCAAAGGUUACUGAAAAGUGGACCUACAAAGAUCUCAAAUGA
Lachancea lanzarotensis is the source of this 1353-nucleotide messenger RNA. It is a transcript of the gene NOP53, whose product is annotated as LALA0S01e03422g1_1. The record is from RefSeq and is a predicted model, not a curated record. Lineage: Eukaryota; Fungi; Ascomycota; Saccharomycetes; Saccharomycetales; Saccharomycetaceae. The coding region runs from base 1 to 1353 and encodes 450 amino acids. Gene Ontology annotation, cellular component: nucleolus. Gene Ontology annotation, biological process: ribosomal large subunit assembly; rRNA processing. Gene Ontology annotation, molecular function: 5S rRNA binding. The transcript has a single exon.